Molecule: messenger RNA, 1250 nt
Organism: Dioscorea cayenensis subsp. rotundata (Guinea yam)
Lineage: Eukaryota; Viridiplantae; Streptophyta; Magnoliopsida; Dioscoreales; Dioscoreaceae
Product: peptidyl-prolyl cis-trans isomerase F, mitochondrial-like
Biological process (GO): protein peptidyl-prolyl isomerization; protein folding
Molecular function (GO): peptidyl-prolyl cis-trans isomerase activity
Source: RefSeq, a predicted model, not a curated record
AGAGAGAGAGAGAGAGAGAGAUGGAGAACCCGAGGGUCUACUUCGAUGUGUUGAUCGGCGGCGCGCCGGCGGGAAAGAUCGUGAUGGAGCUCUACGCCGACGUGGUGCCCAAGACGGCGGAGAACUUCCGGGCGCUGUGCACCGGAGAGAAGGGCAAAGGGCGCAGUGGGAAGCAGCUGCACUUCAAAGGGUCCAUCUUCCACCGUGUGAUCCCCGGAUUCAUGUGUCAGGGCGGCGACUUCACCGCCGGCAAUGGAACCGGUGGGGAGUCGAUCUAUGGGGAGAAGUUCGAGGACGAGAACUUCAAGCUGAAGCACACUGGUCCUGGGGUGCUCUCGAUGGCGAACGCUGGGCCGAGGACGAAUGGGUCUCAGUUCUUCAUUUGCACGGCGGCGACGCCGUGGCUCGAUUUGAAGCACGUCGUGUUUGGGAUUGUCGUGGAGGGGAUGGAUGUCGUGAAGAAAAUUGAGAGCUUGGGAUCACAGAGCGGCAAGACUUCGAAGAGAGUCACCAUUGCCGACUGUGGCCAGUUGUGGAAGCUGCCGAAGCGACAUUCUGAAAUGCCAAGGCAAUCCAAGGGAUUGAAAGCAAUGACUGGUCCAAACCCAAAGGUCUUCUUCGAAAUCACAAUCGGUGGAGUCCUGGCUGGCAAGAUUGUAAUGGAGCUGUUUGCCGAUGUAGUACCAAAGACAGCAGAGAACUUCCGGGCAUUGUGCACAGGUGAGAGGGGUGAGGGCCGAAGUGGGAAGCACUACACUUUCAAAGGCUCAACCUUCCACCGUGUGAUCCCUGCAUUCAUGUGCCAGGCAGGCGACUUCACUGCCGGGAAUGGCACUGGCGGGGAGUCAAUCUAUGGAGAGAAGUUCGAGGACGAGAACUUUGAGCUGAAGCACACAGGCCCCGGAUUGCUUUCAAUGGCGAAUGCAGGCCCAGACACAAAUGGUUCGCAAUUCUUCAUAUGCACGGCGAAAACGCCAUGGCUGGAUGAUAAGCAUGUUGUGUUUGGGAGCGUCGUGGAGGGGAUGGAUGUGGUGAAGCAAAUCGAAGCUGUGGGUUCAAAGAGCGGUGAUACGUCACAGACUGUCACCAUCAUCAACUCCGGCCAGCUCAGUUAGAUAUUAAACUUGUGUUUGCCAAAUGAUCAUCUUCUAUGUUUCUUCAAUUUGAUCUUUUUAAGUGGAAAAAAAAGAAAAAUACUUUGAUUGUUGUAGUUAAUUUAGUUUCAAAUUCAACAGAGAUUUACAUGACCA